Molecule: messenger RNA, 1164 nt
Organism: Daphnia pulex (common water flea)
Lineage: Eukaryota; Metazoa; Arthropoda; Branchiopoda; Diplostraca; Daphniidae
Exons: 3
Coding region: 31-708 (225 amino acids)
Cellular component (GO): chitin-based extracellular matrix
Molecular function (GO): structural constituent of chitin-based larval cuticle
Source: RefSeq, a predicted model, not a curated record
CAUUCAACAACCAACUACCUAAGGCGCAAGAUGCACCUUUACAUUUUAGUCGUCGCCUUUUUGAUUGACGUCGCUCACGCGGGACCUUUGAGACGGGAAUCUAGUGCGAGUAACCAAAUUAUUUUGAGCUACAAAACGGACACUCACUCCCGUCACGAAACCGGAAUACCCGGACGCGCCGUGCAAGGAUCGUACAGUUACAUCGGUGGCGAUGGUCGGUGGUAUAAGGUGACCUACGAAGCGGACGAGAGAGGAUACCGGGCAAAGAGUGAGCAAUUACCUUGGCCACUUCAACCGGUAGUCAGCCCACUGCCGCCAGUCCAUCAUUCGGAUAUCACCGUGAAACCAGCCCCAACAGUCGUCCAUAUCAAGGAUGAGGAACCUGCUGUGGUGGAAAUGAGCGAAAAAGAGCCAAUUAAAAAAUUACCAGCAACUCAAAUCACUUGGAACAAUACAAAGUCAAACGUGACACUAAAAGAUGACAAUGUUUUAAAAGAGGAACAACCCACGCAACCACAACUAGUACCCGCGAUAGUCGAGCCAACAGAAAAACUGGCGAUUCACGUGCCACUCUUCACCAAAGUUUACAGCUUGAAAUCAACAAAAUCCCAGCAGUCUAAACACCGGAAAAAUAAAGCUGGAUCACAGUCCCCAAUUACUCGCUACAAACUUUCCUUCCUUCCGGCUUACGGUUUAGUGAUGCACUGACACACUGUAGCAACCCAACCCAAUCACUUUUCCAUUAACGCCAUCAAAUGUGCAAAUAGCCGCAACAGUUAUUUUGUUUGUCAAUAAUGAUGCUCAUCGGGAUAAAAGUGCAAUGUACACUUGUACAGGUUCAAAUUCAUGAAAUAAAAAAAAAUCGAUAAACGAAAGGCGAUGCAAACGCGAAAAGGUGUCGAUGUGGGGGAAGGUCCCUCUUGAAAAGCAUUCAACAAUCUUGGUUGUGAAACAUUGGUUGUUUGUCGGAAAAUCAUUCCAGUUUUGUUCCUCCAAGAAAAUCAAAAUGUUUACUUUUACAAACAGUGAUAGAGUUGCAAAUAACUGUUGAAACUACAACGAUUAAUUCUGAAGCACGAAAUAGUUUUUCAAAUCUUGCUUGGCAAAAUAAAAUGUUAUGUCAUGUCAUGUUUUCUAGUGUCAACAUGAUUUUUUUCACCUAAA